Molecule: messenger RNA, 2129 nt
Organism: Medicago truncatula (barrel medic)
Lineage: Eukaryota; Viridiplantae; Streptophyta; Magnoliopsida; Fabales; Fabaceae
Product: laccase-2
Exons: 6
Coding region: 61-1818 (585 amino acids)
Biological process (GO): lignin catabolic process
Cellular component (GO): apoplast
Molecular function (GO): copper ion binding; hydroquinone:oxygen oxidoreductase activity
Source: RefSeq, a predicted model, not a curated record
CAUAGUGACUAAUGCAAUAAGAUAUAUCCUUCAACUAUCUUCUACUCAUUCAAGGUGGCAAUGCAUAUCAAAAUGAUUGUCACUGUUCCAUUAUCAAAGGCUCUUUUUGCAGCCUUUCUCUUUGUCACCACCUUCCUCUUAACCUCCCCUGGAUUUGUUUUGGCUACUUCACAGCAUGGAAGUGUUACAAGACACUACAAAUUCGAUAUAAGGUUGGCAAACGUUACGAGGCUGUGCCACACAAAAAGCAUGGUCACCGUGAAUGGGAAGUUCCCGGGUCCUCGAAUUGUUGUUAGAGAAGGGGACAGAUUGUUGGUUAAGGUUGUUAAUCAUGUUCCAAACAAUAUCAGCUUGCAUUGGCAUGGUGUGAGACAACUUCGUAGUGGUUGGUCGGAUGGUCCAUCAUACAUAACUCAAUGCCCAAUUCAAACAGGUCAGAGUUAUGUGUACAACUUCACCAUUGUUGGACAAAGAGGAACUCUUUUCUGGCAUGCUCAUUUCUCAUGGUUAAGAGCUACUGUCUAUGGACCUCUCAUCCUUCUCCCAAGGCACAAUGAAUCUUAUCCUUUUCAAAAACCCUACAAGGAAGUCCCCAUUCUCUUUGGUGAGUGGUGGAAUGCAGAUCCUGAAGCUGUAAUUGCACAAGCUCUUCAGACAGGGGGUGGCCCAAAUGUUUCUGAUGCCUACACCAUUAAUGGGUUUCCUGGACCUCUUUACAAUUGCUCCAAAGAUACAUACAAAUUGAAGGUGAAGCCAGGAAAAACAUAUUUACUACGUUUAAUCAACGCUGCACUCAAUGACGAACUCUUUUUCAGCAUUGCUAAUCACACAUUAAUCAUUGUUGAAGCAGAUGCAUCUUACAUUAAACCAUUCGAGUCCAAUACCAUCAUACUUGGACCAGGUCAAACCACAAAUGUUCUAUUAAAAACAAAACCAAAUUACCCUAAUUCCACAUUCUACAUGCUAGCUAGACCAUAUUUCACAGGGCAGGGUACUUUCGACAAUUCCACAGUAGCUGGAAUUUUAGAAUACACUAAACCAAAUGAUCAAACAAAUUUAAAUCUCCCUAUUCUAAAACCUGUGCUUCCAGUCAUCAAUGAUACUAAUUUUGUUGCUAAUUUUAGUAACAAAUUUCUUAGCUUAAAUAGUCCAAAAUACCCCGCAAAUGUGCCAAAAACUAUUGACAAAAACUUUUUCUUUAUCGUUGGACUAGGAACUAGUCCAUGCCCAAAAAACCAAACAUGUCAAGGACCAAAUAAUAGUUCAAAAUUUGCAGCUUCAAUGAACAAUGUAUCAUUUGCUUUACCUUCUAUAGCACUUCUUCAACAACAUUUCUUUGGAGCUAAUAAUGGUUUUACAACGGAUUUUCCGGUUGUACCGUUAAGGCCGUUUAAUUAUACAGGAACACCUCCAAACAAUACUUUGGUUAGUAAUGGAACAAAGACAGUGGUGAUACCAUAUAACACUAGAGUUCAGGUUAUAUUGCAGGAUACAAGCAUUUUGGGAGCUGAGAGUCAUCCUUUGCAUCUUCAUGGAUUUAAUUUCUUUGUUGUUGGUCAAGGUUUUGGAAAUUUUAAUGCUAGUAGUGACCCUGCAAAGUUUAAUCUUGUUGAUCCUGUUGAGAGGAAUACUGUUGCUGUGCCUUCUGGUGGUUGGGUUGCGAUACGAUUCCUUGCUGACAAUCCAGGUGUUUGGCUGAUGCAUUGCCACUUUGAUGUGCACCUUAGUUGGGGAUUGAGGAUGGCUUGGAUUGUUGAAGAUGGAAAGUUACCAGAUCAAAAAUUGCCUCCUCCUCCUAAGGAUCUCCCCAAAUGUUGAUCACUAUACCAUUUGACUCUGCUAAUUUUCCUUACUAAAGAAACCCUUUUCUACAUCUUUUGAUUUUCCAUUUCCAUUUCCAUGUAAAUUUAAAGAUUUAUGGUUUGCCACAUUUUGCAUAUAUAGUGCUGAGAGUGAAGUGCGUCCGGCACUAGUCUUUCUUUCAUUGUAUCAAUUUUUGUUUUCACCAAAUUUUCAAGUGACCAAAAAAUAAAGGUGGGUGGUUUUCUAUAUAUCAUUAUAAAUAUCAUUGUACUUAAGGGUUAAUCAUAACUUGAUUGAAAUAAUAUGUAUUUUUCUCAUCAUCUUUG